GGAGCAGAGCAUCAAGAGUGUGCUGGUGAAGCAAACCAUCGCCCACCAGCAACAACAGCUAACCAACCUGCAGAUGGCAGCAGUGACAAUGGGCUUUGGAGAUCCUCUCUCACCUUUACAAUCGGUCAAUAGACAUAUUCACUUCUUCUUGGGCACUUAGUCAGGGACUAGAAUGGGGAAGUAUGUAGCGGUGAUACAAUGCUCUUAAUUCAACCCAGCACAACCCUCCCACUUACCCACCUGUUAUGGACAAGCACAGCAAGCAGAGGCAAAGUGUAAACUCCCCAGAGGAAGACCCUGUGGGCUGAGUGCAGUCUGCUGGGACACGGGCAGUCGGGGCCCUGGAGUCAGUUGGCAAAGACAGCUUUAGAUUUCGAACAGUACUGAACACACCUGUGAAAUUGUGGGAGCUGCAUUUCUAGGGACGCUGCAGUUCUGAGGUCCUGACCUAAAACUAACUGCCAAGGUAACUCAAAAAAUGGGCAAUUUCUUAACGAAGCAAACUGACGGCAGCAGAAACCUGGCAGCCGCAGUGCUGGGGAAGGCUGGGGCACUGCAGGCUUGCAAAACGUGCUGUAGCCAAGGUGUGAGAGUGUCCUCACUGUACGAAUGUCCAGACUAGGUGAAUACGGUAUGUUUCAAGUCAAAGCGUGGUGGAAGUGGCAGAAGAGCAGAGCUGCUCAGCUCACCUGUGUCUCUUUAGUGCUGCCGUCCUUGAUGAGCCAUCACCGAGGACUCGGUGGCUCUGAUUACCUGGCAUUAUCCACCCCCUCCUUUUUCCUAGACGUGUUGGACAGUGGCCGCUGCAGAAAGUGUCCCAUAAGCUCCAUUCUGCAUGCAAAAGUUCAUUUGCAAGUAUUUGCCAUCGUGUUGGAACGUAACGUUUCUGUUUGGAGUCAAAUGCAUCUGGUGGCCUGUCCUGCAAAGCGUAAACCAAAAGUAAAACUGCCCGUUUCCCCUCCUGUAAUGCUGUCGUGGGAGGUAGCGUGUCAGCAGGGCAGCCUAGAUGAAACUGAUGGAUGUGUGGAAUGGAACAGGAGCAGGUAUCUCAAUGUGGAUUCUGCACAGGUGGUUUCUGAGCCCCUGUGCCCAAGAAACCUUUACCAGUUAACGUAGAUGCUUACUUACAGCUUGAAGCCCACCGAUUUUUGCUUAAAUUGUAUAGCUCAUUAACAGAUGGGCAGCAGACGAAAAGUACGUAGCGAUGGCGUGGCAGGAAAUGACUGAUUUCUCAUGAGGGGCAGAGUUGGCAUUAGGAAUCCUUUCCCUCAGACUGCAGGCACUUCUGGGUUCUGGGGCAGAACCUGGAGGCAGGAGCCUGAAUCGCUGCCUUUGGGCAGUGCUCUGCCCAGCAGCUGCCCCUCAGGAAUGUAGGAAAUGCAGACUGGCUGCGUCCAACACGUCCUGUGGGUGAGAUUCCUCAUUUCCUAUGUGAAGGAAAUACAGCCUGAGCUUCCUAUUGGGAUAUCUUAGUGCCUGUCACUAAAGCUUCCUGUCUACUUAAUCCUCCAAGCGUUACAGCUCGAGGUUUCAAUUUUGCAUCAGCAAGAUGAGCACAAUUUCCUGGCGUUGUUGUGUUAAAACUGAGGCUGGUGGUGAUGGUUUUGCAUCGCCUCCUGCCCUUAAAGGCAGCAUUCCGAGGUGAUGUUUUGGCUUCUCCUUAAAAUCACCUUCAUAAACACUUCCCAACAUUACACUGAUACAAAGAUUAACCGGUGCCCGUGUGAGGAGGAUUGCGGGUACCUGAAGCUCCGUUUGGAGAUGGAGCAAGAGGAUCAGUGGCCAGCAAAAACAACUUGAUGUAGUCAGUGAAAGCCAAUGCAUUUCUGCCCGUGAGUUUCAGACACACAGGUGUACAUUACGUCCUUCCCCCAAAUUGGUGCUGCUGAACCGUGUCAGUGACCCACGUGUGCCUGCAGCCAUCAUAUCUGUCUAAAAUUCUGCCUUUGUCAGUCCGGUUUGCCAAUGUGUUCCAGAUGGAACAGCCCUGACGUGGCCCCACCUGUUUCAGAAUCCGUGCAGCAGUGCAAGAUGUGCAUCCUCUCCUAAAGGUUGCUGCCGUGGGAGGGGGCAGAGGCCACAUUUCUUGCCACUGUUGCAUCGAGAACUGAAAAGAAGGGAGCCCGAUGAUUUUCAACCCAGUCUUCAGAAGGUGGCGUUUGCCUCUGCCUGGUGCAGGGCUGCAGUGUCUUGUCUGAGAGCACCCUGCAUUUGUCUCACAGUCUGUGUCAGUGUGGUGAGGCACUUUGUUCAGGCACGGGGUCGCAAUGGUGGUGGCUCUGAACUGAUGAAUGGAUGCAGCACACGCACUGAGGGUCUGCUGGGCACUGGCUUUCAUGCACCAAAGCUGGGUAGGUGGUGGAGAACCUGGGAGACAACACGUCCGCUGUCGUGCUCGUGCCCUGGUCCUCCCAGCCACAGCACUGCAGAGCUGCUGACAAACGGCUGGUUUUUAAUUGUGUGAAAUACUUAAACCCAACCAAGAGGCAAGUUUAAUAUCGCUUCAGGAGCGGCCGUAUGGGGUGAGAACCGUUCCUGUUUAUAGCAUCCCUGUUUUGUGCAGCGGUAGGAGUUGAACCUUCACCGCUUGUUUCCUCCUAUGGUCAGGGAGAAGAAUUCCUUCAGGUACAGUUCAUGUCUACAGUCCCACGAUUGUCAAAGAUGGAACACUGCCCUUGUGCUCUGCCAUGCGAGCCGUGGCGUCCCCAGACACGUCAGAGCUCAUUGUGCUCAUGCUUGUUACAGCAUUCUGAAAGAGGGUCGCUCAUCCAGGCCUCGAUUGCAGACCCCUUCACCACCAGUGGUGGGGGUGACGUGGAUGUCCAGCACUGCCCGCCUUUGAGCCAGGAAUCGUGGUGCUGGGAAGGGAGAGGCAUCGAGCUUAACGCUGCCUGCUCUGCUCCAGCCUGUGGGCCUUCCUGCCCCUCGUUUGUCCCAUGUGUUCCACAUAGAACAGCAGCACGGCCCUGUGCACACCUCCAACACACGAACUCAGUCCUGCUGGUUGUAGGGAGCUGCCUCUCCAGAGACUGCCCUUCUGCCUUGGUCCCAAGACGUGCUCGUAGGACGUGCUGGCCAAAGCUGUGACUUUAGUAGGCAGCGUCUUCCUAAAAUAAUGUUAAUUGGUAUUAGCCAUUCUAGCAUUGCAAUGUGGGUGAAAAAUAAUUGAAGGAUACUGCUUGAUUGGAUACCUGCUUUAAGAAAUGUCUGGAUUUGUCUUGUAAACAGGUUUUCAGGCAUACUUAGGAGAAAGUAGCACAGAGACCUUCUCUGCACCGAAACUGAUAAGGGCGGAGCCUUGGGGGGCUGCACCACUAUCUGAGCCAGUAACGACAGGCAGUGAUAAGUACUAGCACCACACACUUAACUAAGAAGUUUCGUUUAACUUUUUUAUUUUCUUUUGUUGUUUGUUUUUUUUUCUUCUUCUUUUUUUCCUUUAGCUUUUGUUUUGUUUUCCUUUUGCAAUGUGCGGUGGAAGUGGUGCCUAGUACUGGAUCUCAUACUGCCUGGGAUGGCAGCCCAGAGGCAGCGCGCCUUGGCCAUCAUGUGUCGUGUUUAUGUGGGCUCCAUAUACUAUGAGCUGGGAGAAGACACCAUUCGCCAGGCCUUUGCCCCGUUUGGACCUAUAAAAAGCAUUGAUAUGUCCUGGGACUCUGUUACCAUGAAGCACAAGGGGUUUGCCUUUGUGGAAUACGAGGUGCCUGAAGCUGCACAGCUGGCCUUGGAGCAGAUGAAUUCUGUCAUGCUGGGAGGAAGGAAUAUAAAGGUGGGGAGGCCGAGCAACAUAGGACAGGCACAGCCCAUCAUAGACCAACUGGCAGAAGAGGCACGGGCUUUCAACCGCAUCUACGUGGCUUCAGUACAUCAGGACCUGUCAGAUGAUGACAUCAAGAGUGUGUUUGAGGCCUUCGGAAAGAUCAAAUCCUGCACGCUAGCCAGGGAUCCCACAACAGGGAAACACAAAGGCUAUGGUUUCAUUGAAUAUGAGAAGGCGCAGUCUUCUCAAGAUGCUGUUUCCUCCAUGAACCUCUUUGACCUUGGGGGUCAAUAUCUCCGAGUUGGUAAAGCUGUGACUCCUCCGAUGCCUCUCCUGACACCUGCCACACCAGGGGGAUUGCCUCCAGCAGCAGCUGUUGCUGCUGCAGCUGCGACAGCAAAGAUCACAGCACAGGAGGCAGUGGCAGGAGCUGCAGUUCUUGGCACUUUGGCCACCCCUGGGCUCGUGUCCCCUGCACUGACCCUUGCACAGCCACUGGGGGCGUUGCCACAGGCUGUGAUGGCAGCACAGGCACCGGGAGUCAUUACAGGUGUUACUCCUGCCCGCCCUCCCAUUCCCGUCACCAUUCCCCAGGUGGGAGUUGUGAAUCCCAUCCUGGCCAGUCCUCCGGCUCUGGGCCUGAUGGAGGUCAAGAAGGAGAAGGAAGAGGAGGAGGUGUUCCAGGAAUCGGAGAGGCCGGAGAUGCUGAGUGAGCAGGAGCACAUGAGCAUAUCUGGCAGCAGUGCCCGUCACAUGGUGAUGCAGAAGCUGCUUCGCAAACAGGAGUCCACUGUGAUGGUGCUUCGCAACAUGGUGGAUCCAAAGGACAUUGAUGAUGACCUGGAGGGAGAAGUGACGGAAGAAUGUGGCAAAUUUGGGGCUGUAAACAGGGUCAUCAUCUACCAGGAGAAGCAGGGAGAAGAGGAGGAUGCUGAGAUCAUCGUCAAGAUCUUCGUGGAGUUCUCCAUGGCCUCAGAGACUCACAAAGCCAUUCAGGCUCUGAACGGGCGCUGGUUUGCUGGCAGAAAGGUGGUGGCAGAGGUGUACGACCAGGAGAGGUUUGAUAACAGCGACCUGUCGGCAUGAACUCUGCAGGAAGGACUCGGCCCCUGUCCCCUCUGCCUGUCUGUUUUUUUAGCCAUGUGUAAAGAAUGCUCCCACGUGGGCACAGAUCUCUGUGAUGUACUCGUAGUUUGGAUAAAAGCACCAAGAAAGUUCA
Lagopus muta (rock ptarmigan) is the source of this 4976-nucleotide messenger RNA. It is a transcript of the gene PUF60, whose product is annotated as poly(U) binding splicing factor 60. The record is from RefSeq and is a predicted model, not a curated record. Gene Ontology annotation, cellular component: precatalytic spliceosome; catalytic step 2 spliceosome. Gene Ontology annotation, molecular function: RNA binding. Gene Ontology annotation, biological process: regulation of alternative mRNA splicing, via spliceosome; alternative mRNA splicing, via spliceosome; mRNA splice site recognition. NCBI's taxonomy places the organism in Eukaryota, Metazoa, Chordata, Aves, Galliformes, Phasianidae. The transcript has 9 exons. Bases 3512 to 4843 code for a protein of 443 amino acids.